Messenger RNA from Cylicostephanus goldi, 840 nucleotides. Lineage: Eukaryota; Metazoa; Nematoda; Chromadorea; Rhabditida; Strongylidae. The record is from the annotation of a GenBank genome assembly.
AUGGGAAGUCCACUGGGAAACCUCGGCAAUGCGCUGGGUAACCUAGGUGGUAAUCUGGGUAACCUGGGUAAUAACCUGGGUAACCUAGGUGAAAACCUGGGUAAUCUAGGAGGUAACCUGGGAAAUAACCUGGGUGGACUUGGCGGAUCAGGAGAUGGGAAUGGAGGGACGGGAGGUUCAGCAGGAAUUCCAGGACCUGUUCCGCAAGCACCAGGAGGUCCUGCAGUUCCACCGAUGGGAAGAAUACCGGGACCGAUGAUAAAUGUGGGACCAGGUGGAGGACCUCUAGGAGGACCCGGCAACCCAGGAAUGAUGGGUGGAGGCGGUUGCUGUUGUUGCUGCCCUUGUCCUACCCAAUGUUGUGAGGUAAGCUUUCAUUGUUGUAAUAUUUUCGCUGAAUUCGCUCUUUUUCAGCCCUGUCUGCCACCGACAGCCCCGAUCCAUGUCCAAUGUCCCGUACGUGUGCCAGUGGGUGUCCCAUGCAAAGUGCCGUGUCCCUAUCCAGUGAAGAUCCAAAAGAGAGUCUCGGUGCCAGUACGCCAACCGGUCCCAAUCGUCCCCUGCCCUGUGCCCGUGCCAGCACCGUACCCGGUCCCGUGUCCUGAGCCCGUACCGUACCCUGUGAUCGAAGAAAUUGCUGUUCCAUGCCCUGUGCCAACUCCUGUACUAUGUCCGCCAUGCUGUCCCUGUCCUUGUCCUCCUCCUCCUCCAUGCUGUCCUUGUCCACCACCUCUUCCUCCUCCGUGUUGUCCUCCUUGCUGCCCCUGCGUGAGUCCUUUUGCACAAAAUUGUAAUUUUCAAAUUCAAAUGCCUGGCGGCUGCCCACCUUUCGGUGGGUAA